AGCAAAAAUCGAAUGAUGCCUGAAGAUACAUUUAUUCAAUAUGAGCUUUUGCCAGUCACAGUUCAUUUCUUCAAAUGGAUACUGGGAAACCUUUUGGGGAAGACACCCCCCAGGGACCAUGAUGUCACCGUCCAACACCCAUUUUACAGAGAAGCAAACUCAGGCCCUCAGAGGUUGCACACACACACACUAACUCAUCUACUUUCAAUGCACUUGCCAACUGGAUUUAGCCAGUUCACACAGUAAAAUCCAGUUGCAAAGUGCACUGAAAGUGGAUGAGUUAGUGUGUGUAACGGCAGCCAGAAACCCCUUAUUGCAGCACUGAAGUUGGUCCCUCUUCAUACUUCUCCUCCUCCACUGCCUCGAAGCUCUUCGUCUCCGACGUGGCUUCUCCUCCCUUCCGUCGCCAGCCUCCCCCGCGUCCAGCCUUCCCUCCCCGGCCAGCGGCAUCCUCAACUCCGCCCUCUUGUUUGGGACACCAGCAAUAAGAGCCCGACACGAGGAGCCGCUCCAGCCAACAGCACCGCCUUCUUCUCCACCGCACAAUCGGCGCGCUCCACAUCUGCUGGCGUAGAAUAUCGUUGCCUUUAACCCUUUCAGGACCCAGAGCUCAAGCCGUCUUUCGCAAAGCCUGUAGAGGCGUUUCUUUCGAAGCAAGCAAAUCCGAAAAUAGAGGCGCCCCCGACAUGCUUCAGGUUCUCAUCCGACGAGGCUCGAUUUCCCUGAUGCUCGGACAGUUUGGUCGCCUUCCUUUCUGAGGAGUCGAAACAACCAGGCAGGGUGCCAGGCAGCCAGGGAGGACGGGGGGGUCCUUGAGGGCUGUAGUCGCAGCCGCUUCUAUGAGGCCCCCCUUUGCCUCACCGGCUGCACCGCUGCGGGAUGUCUGCGUGGAGUUGCCGCCGCUGAGGCUGCCGGGGCCCGAGGUGGUUCCAGGGCCAGUCAUGGGCGCCGCCGCCGCAGGGGUAAGCGGCGGAGGGGGCGCCUUCUUGCCCGAGCGGCUGCGGCUUCCCAUUUGUUGCUUGGGCGUCUUCGUGUGUUACUUCUGGUACGGCGUCCUGCAGGAGACAAUUACAAGAGGCAAAUACGGGGAAGGAGUGAAGCAGGAAAAGUUCCGGUAUGCCCUGUCUCUGGUCUUUAUUCAGUGCGUGAUCAAUGCUGUUUUUGCUAAGCUAUUGAUCCAGUUUUUCGAUACCGUCAAGGUGGAUCGGACGCAGAAUUGGCUGUAUGGCGCUUGUUCCCUUUCCUACCUGGGAGCCAUGGUCUCCAGCAACUCGGCCCUGCAGUUCGUCAACUACCCAACGCAGGUCCUUGGAAAGUCCUGUAAACCAAUCCCAGUCAUGCUUCUAGGGGUGACAGUCCUGAGGAAGAAGUACCCCAUGUCCAAAUACCUGUGUGUCUUACUGAUAGUCACGGGCGUGGCCCUUUUCAUGUACAAGCCGAAGAAGGGAGGCGACAUUCUGGACGAGCAUCUCUUCGGGUAUGGUGAGCUCCUGCUGUUGCUGUCUUUGACGUUGGACGGACUGACCGGAGUGUCCCAAGACCACAUGAGAGCGCACUAUCAAACUGGUUCCAAUCACAUGAUGCUGAAUGUUAAUCUGUGGUCCACAGUAUUCCUAGGAGCUGGUAUCUUAUUCACAGGAGAGCUCUGGGAGUUCUUGAGCUUCACAGAACGUUACCCCAGCAUCAUGUACAACAUUCUUCUCUUUGGCCUCACAAGUGCUCUGGGCCAGAGCUUCAUCUUCAUGACUGUGGUCUACUUCGGUCCCCUGACCUGCUCGAUUGUCACCACCACCCGCAAGUUCUUCACCAUCCUGGCGUCGGUCAUCUUAUUUGCCAAUCCGAUCACCAACCUGCAGUGGGUGGGCACCACUCUGGUGUUCCUGGGACUUGGACUGGAUGCCAAAUUUGGGAAAGCUGCCAAGAAAACCUCGCAUUAAGAAGUCUUUCGGGUCGCUCUCUCUCCAGAACCUCAAACAUCACAAACUGUUAACUUAUUGUCUUAUUUCUCUGUGACCAUUGUCGGAACGGACUCAGGACGGGUGCUUGGGGGAGAGAGGGAUGGGGUUUUAUUGGGUGCGAAUGCGUGGGGUUUUUUAUUAUUAUUUGUUUCUUGCUUUUUUAAAAUUCCAAACUCUUAUAUUUUUUUUAGACGUUUUGGGAUGGGGGGGUUAAUUAUAAUCAAGGAGGUGAAUUCCCCCCCCCCACGCACACUGCCUACACACACCCCAGAAGCAAAGUUGGGGGUCAAUGGGUGGCCGCAAGGGGAUGAAAUUCUUAACAGAAUGGGAGGGACGCUUCAAAACAAAUAAAAAGAGGAGAACGAGAGCUGUGCCUCC
Gekko japonicus is the source of this 2336-nucleotide messenger RNA. It is a transcript of the gene SLC35B1, whose product is annotated as solute carrier family 35 member B1. Bases 840 to 1937 code for a protein of 365 amino acids. Gene Ontology annotation, cellular component: Golgi membrane; endoplasmic reticulum membrane. Gene Ontology annotation, biological process: UDP-galactose transmembrane transport. Gene Ontology annotation, molecular function: UDP-glucose transmembrane transporter activity; UDP-galactose transmembrane transporter activity. Lineage: Eukaryota; Metazoa; Chordata; Lepidosauria; Squamata; Gekkonidae. The transcript has 9 exons. The record is from RefSeq and is a predicted model, not a curated record.